AUGGAGAGUUCACCGUACUCGGCUCGCUUGGAUCAGCUUUCACCUCCGCAUUCCCUUCCGGAACACACCUGGGAGACGGAUAUGUCGCGCCCUACUUCUCCCUCGGAUGUCCAUGAAGACGUAACGCCUCUGCCACAGCGGCUUGCGAAAUUAGCACACAUGGUCUCGCAGAACGCCGACGUGUCAAGUGAGGAUACGACCACGGCCCACCACUGCCUCAACACUCUGGAAGCCCUGUUGGACCCACGACCAAAACUCACUCAGGAAGUCGUCAAAUGCCGACCUACACGUUCCUGCCCUGAAACUUCAUACCCCGUGGCUUCCGCAGCCUCCUGCUCUGCCCCGGUGGAAUACCGUGCUUCAUCCGCCUUCGAGCCUUCGCGCUCGCAACUCAUGGCUCUUUUGAACGAAGUGACAGCAUUAAAUGCCGACUUGAACCAACGCCGCAAAGAAUCAUCCCAAAUAUAUGACCUCCUUAAGCGUGAAAGCCAGGGGUUGUCGCGAAGGAUAUCGGAGCUCGAAAACGUGGUCCACGAGCUGGAAACAGACAUAAUGGAAGGCUCAGCGGAACGUGAAGCACUUCACGGUACGGUUCGCGGACUCGAAGCCUGGGUUAACGGGUGGCAGAACGAACCUAAACCGGGGGCAUCGCGACAAAAUAAAGCAAAGCGGUGGAUACGGCGUAAGCCCGAGGAGCGCUAUGAGACCGAUACCGAAGCACUUGUAGAGGGCAUAACGGCGUGGAUGCGUGGCUGGAAAGAUGUCGAAGAAGGCUUCCGCUUGCCGGAUCUGAGAUUAAAUUCGGCUGGAAGCGACUCCGGCGUAAGAAAACUGAGACCGAGAAUUUGCCGAAGAACCGAUGCGAAGCCCAAGACAAAGGAAGAUUCUGACAUUCCGUAAUCAUGCCGACCAAGAAGCAAGGGUACAGUUGAGAAUUAAGAGAAUAGAAUGCGCCAAUGUGCCCACCGCAACCCACUAUAACCGCAAUUCACUGCUUUUCUGUUGGAAAACACCGAGUCUGCGCCGAUAUGUAUCAUAUAACCACAUGGUUAUCGAAUGAAGUAGAAUGUUGAAGGAAGAAAGAACACCACAAGAACCUCCUGAAGUUGCGCUACUUGCUAGCUGUUGAUCGACUUUGAUCCAAUUCCUUGCGCUCCACCUAGCCACACAUAAAUGGGAGGAAUGACCUGGGCGAAGGUUGAUUAGGCGGUCUGGUGGCAAACGAUCCAGAAGGCCAAGAGCGAAAGCUAAGGUAUACUUGUCGGUUGUAUUCGUCGACGAGGAUAUCAUAAAUUAUGUAGUGAAAGGUUGUAAGAUCGCAUAUAAGAAUAUUAUCAAGGUGUGGUUAGAUAUUCCUGCGUUCUGAGCC
Messenger RNA from Aspergillus caelatus, 1369 nucleotides. RefSeq lists its product as uncharacterized. The coding region runs from base 1 to 900 and encodes 299 amino acids. The record is from RefSeq and is a predicted model, not a curated record. NCBI's taxonomy places the organism in Eukaryota, Fungi, Ascomycota, Eurotiomycetes, Eurotiales, Aspergillaceae. The transcript has 3 exons.